Chrysochloris asiatica (Cape golden mole) is the source of this 1090-nucleotide messenger RNA. RefSeq names its product nephroblastoma overexpressed (gene CCN3). Gene Ontology annotation, cellular component: extracellular matrix; extracellular region. NCBI's taxonomy places the organism in Eukaryota, Metazoa, Chordata, Mammalia, Afrosoricida, Chrysochloridae. The record is from RefSeq and is a predicted model, not a curated record. Gene Ontology annotation, molecular function: integrin binding; heparin binding. Gene Ontology annotation, biological process: signal transduction; cell adhesion. The coding region runs from base 17 to 1090 and encodes 357 amino acids. The transcript has 5 exons.
AGGAAAACGCCCGAGCAUGCCGAGCGGGCAGAGCUUGAGCCUCUACCUGCGAAAGCAGCGCCUUUGCCUGGCCUUUCUGCUCCUGCAUCUCCUGGGCCAGGUCGUGUUGGCUCAGCACUGCCCUUCCCCGUGCCCGGACCGGUGUCCCGCGGCGCCGCCAUCCUGCGCUCCCGGGGUGCCCGCCGUGCUGGACGGCUGCUCCUGUUGCCUGGUGUGCGCCCGCCAGCGCGGCGAGAGCUGCUCGGAGCUGGAGCCGUGCGAGGAGAGCAGCGGCCUCUACUGUGACCGCAGCGCCGAUCCCCGCACCCAAACCGGCAUCUGCAUGGUGCUAGAAGGAGACAACUGUGUGUUCGACGGGGUCAUUUACCGCAGUGGAGAGACCUUCCAGCCAAGUUGCAAAUACCAGUGCACCUGCAGAGAUGGGCAGAUUGGCUGUGUGCCCCGCUGCAACCAUGACCUGCUCUUGCCCCGGCCUGACUGCCCAGCUCCAAGAAAAGUUGAGGUGCCAGGGGAGUGCUGUGAAAAGUGGAUCUGUGACCCCGAGGAUGAGGGGGGAUUGGGAGGCCUCGCCCUACCAGCCUACAGACCAGAGGUCACCCUAGGAGUUGAAGUCUCUGACUCGAGUAUCAACUGCAUUGAACAGACCACAGAGUGGAGCGCUUGUUCCAGGAGCUGCGGCAUGGGCUUGUCCACUAGGGUUACCAACAGGAAUCCGCAGUGUGAGAUGGUGAAGCAGACUCAGCUCUGCUUGGUGCGACCCUGUGAACAAGAGCCUGAGCAACCAACAGAGAAGAAAGGAAAAAAGUGUCUCCGUACCAAGAAGUCACUCAAAGCCAUUCACCUGCAGUUCAAGAACUGCACCAGCCUGCACACCUACAAGCCCAGGUUCUGUGGGGUCUGUAGUGAUGGCCGAUGCUGCACCCCACACAACACCAAAACCAUCCAGGUUGAGUUCCAGUGCUCUCCAGGGCAAAUCGUCAAGAAACCAGUGAUGGUCAUCGGGACCUGUGCCUGUCACACCAACUGCCCUCAGAACAAUGAAGCUUUCCUCCAAGAUCUGGACCUCAACACCAGUAGAGGAGAAAUGUAA